Messenger RNA from Periconia digitata, 656 nucleotides. NCBI's taxonomy places the organism in Eukaryota, Fungi, Ascomycota, Dothideomycetes, Pleosporales, Periconiaceae. The record is from the annotation of a GenBank genome assembly.
UCGCACAAGAUACCCAACUUGGUUUUUCUUGUUCAUCUCGACUUCAGUCCGCAACUGCUGCUGCAUUUCUUGACCUACUUUUUUUUUCUCGCUCUUUGUUGUUGUUGCUGCUAUCUAAUUCAUCGUUUCGAGGCACGUUGCACUCGGACGGUCCCAUCCCGCACAAGGUGCUAGGUUUCCUGUGCUUCCUGUCCCACAGCAUCCGCUCCGCCCCUGCUAACUUUCAUGUUCCUUUUCGUGCCGCCUUCACCUACAUUCAAAUGUGCCUGUCUUGGGUACCGCCCCAUCCCAUGUGCACAUGGAUAAUGGAUUCAAACCCCAAUUGUAUUUCAAAUGUGCCAUUGUUGAUGUUACAAUUAUUAUUGCAUGUAGAUUUUCCUAGAAUAAAACUGCUGCUACUUGAUAGAAUGUAUAUUGAUGGAGAGGGGAAUGACGCCCAAAUGUUUUCUACGACGCCGUCGACAAAGAUACGCAAAGUAGUCUUCAUACCACCUCGCUGCGCAACGCCCGUAAUCCAUCUCUCGACACCAAUCGUUACAUCGUGUCCAUAUCAAAAGGGUAUCGUUACCCCCGCCGUACUCCAACAGGGAUCCCUUUGCCACAUGAUGCACGGCAACCGUGCUAACGCCAGACUCCCCAUGGUACCCUGGACGUGA